This is a messenger RNA of Dendrobium catenatum, 549 nucleotides long. RefSeq names its product probable pterin-4-alpha-carbinolamine dehydratase, chloroplastic. NCBI's taxonomy places the organism in Eukaryota, Viridiplantae, Streptophyta, Magnoliopsida, Asparagales, Orchidaceae. The coding region runs from base 109 to 534 and encodes 141 amino acids. Gene Ontology annotation, cellular component: plastid. The transcript has a single exon. Gene Ontology annotation, biological process: tetrahydrobiopterin biosynthetic process. The record is from RefSeq and is a predicted model, not a curated record. Gene Ontology annotation, molecular function: 4-alpha-hydroxytetrahydrobiopterin dehydratase activity.
GGGCUCUGCCCAAAAAUUUCCCCAAAAAAAAAAAUUUUAAUGAAAGUGUUGUCCCAUAUACAUGGAUAAGAUCAGCAAACAUUGAGCUUGAACCAAUCCAUCACUCCUAUGGCAUCCGCUUCCCUUUCUCUUCAUCCUUCCCUUAUCUGCACCUGCUCCAGUGCUAGAAACACACUCGUUGCCACGUCCUUCUCUUCCUUCUACACGCCGUCUCUAUCGUCCGUCGUCUUCUUCUUUAAGCGAACGAGAUGGAGCAGUCGCCAUUCUCCCAUCCGAUCCAUGGCCCCUGAUCUUCUCGGUGACUUCGGCGCCAGAGACCCCUUUCCGGCCGAACUCGAAAGCAAUUUCGGCGAAAAGGUACUGGGGAAUGAGAGCACGGAACAUCGGAUCCUUAUCCCCAAUCUCUCCGUUAUAUCCCUGGCUCAGCGGAGUUGCGAACCCGUUCCUUCUUCUCAACUCCCCUUGUCUAAGGAGGAUGCGGAGAAGCUUUUGAAGAAGGUAAGGAUAUCGCUACUGUUUCUAAAGCACACUUAAGCAUUUUCAGUGGUU